CUUAGCCUGAAAGGCAGCAAAGAAAAGUGAAGAACGUAUAUUGAAGCUGAAAGAAGACAGCUUUAUUUGGGAGGGGGGAAAAUCUAACAAAGCUGAAGAGUGAGAUUUUGCAAUUAUGUCUUCUCUCUGACUUUCUGAAACAGUGGUGAAGACAGGAAGUGUGAGAAGUUGUUGGAGUUGCUUCAGCCGGAGACAGUGGCAAAAGAGUUACUACAGCUAGUUGGAGAUGACAGCAGGAGGCAAGAACACAUGGCUGAAUCUGCCAUAGGAUUCCCAGGCCUGGCAUCCAUACUACCAGCUAGUCUGCCACUUUCUGUCAACAACUGUUACUUCCAUUUGUGUUGUCAUGUUGACAGAGUCACGCUGGAGGAGUCUCCGUCAUACCUUGCUGGUGCUCUUCUCAGCCACCCUUCUCAUUGGCAUAACCAUGCUGGCCAUCUCCUCUGAAAUCAAUCCCAUUGGGGUUUUCUUUCUUGUGGCAGGGGGCUUGUGUUUGGUUGGCUACCUCAUUAGUGUGGCAGUUGAACAAUGCCUGAAGCAUCAGAAUGCAGGAGAAGAGACCCAGGCAGCCCCAAGAAGACAAAAUCACGAUGGAGACAACGCAACCUAUGAAGCACCAACAUAUGAGGAAGUGGUGGCUACUGGCUACUUGUCAGAUUCAGCGCCCACAAUUUGGACCAUCACAUCUAGUCCUGGAACAACCCAAGUAGAACCCCCUCCGUAUAGUGUGGUUAUUGAGACUCCUCCCCACGGAGAGACUGUGGUAGAGACAUUGAGUGUCUCAGUGGCACCAGGUGCACGGCGGGCCUCCGAAGCAGAUCUGUACUCCAGGCUGCGCCUCCGACUAGUCCUACCCCCAAGGCUAAAACGCUUUGUCUCAGAUACUCAUGAACUCAAAGGGACUGAAGAGCGCCUGGAACGCCUGGAGCCUCUCACCCCACCUCCUGCCUAUGAGAAUGUGACUGGUGACGAAGUCUUUGAAGGACACUUUCAACCUUCAAAACCUUGACUGAAAGGCUGGAGAUUGAUAAACAGUGCCAGUAUUACCACAGGACUUCUUUUGAGCCCAUUAUCAGCUGGCUGCUGUAGCCUGUAUUACAUUUGAAACAAAGUUUGUUUUGGGAGGGCUUGGCUCUCUUUUAUGGAAAAUGCAUGCAUUAUAGACAUGCAUGAUAAGGACUCCUUUGCUUCCUUUGGAGUUUCCUCCAGGGAGAGGGGAAAGGUAGCAAGGUUCUUAGACAUUUCAUCUGAUGGUUGGACAUUUCCAAAGUCAUUCAUAUGCUCUUAGCAUUGAACAAUAGCUUAGGCUACCUAGGAAGUAGAGAACAAAAGACAGGUUGUCCUACCAGGAGGCAGAUUGUAGGCACAGAUUGUUAAUCAUCCUGCCUAGCUCAUAAAAACAGAGGUCUGGAGAGAAGGAAGAACAAGGCAGGGCAGAGAGCCAGUGAAAUAAAAAAAAUUAAAAAGCAGGAAGUCACCUUUAAUUUUUUUAACUUACCGGUAAGUUCCACUGAUAAACUAAAGAUCUUCCUGGCAAGAUUAAAAUCAGCCCAUACACUGGUGAUGAUUCAUCUUAAAACUGGUUUCUCUUAUUUUCUGUGUCAUACCUGUCAUAAUAAGUGUUAGUAUUUGUAUUUGUCUUGUGUUUUUCAGUCAGGAGUAGGCAAUUUAUCCAAACAUUUAUUUCAAUAUUCUUCUGAAUGGAAGCUAACCGUAACAAUGACCAUCUUCCUUAAAAUCGAGUACGGGCAAGUAGGGGCUCUGUAAUGCAGAGAAUAGCGCCCUAAGAAUACUAUUGAAGUGUCCCCUUUCUCUUAUUUAUUGAAACUGGGCUUGCUUUACAUGAAUCACAAUAUGUACAUGUGGAGUAUUUCCUGGUAUGAUGAUAAUGAAUACAGUAUGGAUCUGUGUCACAGCCUUAGAAUCUGUCAUGAUGAAAAUAAGCUUUUAUAUAAACAGUUCAUACAAGCUAGUGCAAUAUAGUUUCAAAAUAAUUUAAUUAAAAUAUUUCAAAUCUGUCUUUGGUGAAGGGGGCUAGUAAAUCAGAUUUCACUAAUUUUACCUGAAAUAGACACAACAUUGUAAGUGGCAACUGCUCCACACAAAGUAUGAAAUAACAUAACCCUUGGUGGCAAAUUUGAAAUUCAAAUAAUACUAAGGGUGCCAUUUUACGAUUUUUUUAAAUAGAGAAAUCUGAAUAAUUUCCAGGUAUGUUCAAAAGAUUCAUGUCUGAAAAUUAGCUGCUAAAAGCAGUAGUAAUGAGCAAUAUAUGUUCUUUUUAUGGCUGACACAUUGAUUGUGAAGGUGCAGAAGGAUGAAUUUUAAUACUUUUUAAAAAUAUGCAAAAUUGUAAAACUGAAUAUACAAAAUACAUUUAAUAGCUUGCUAGAUUUUAAAAGCAUAAAUCCAGCACUGCAAAGAAUGCUAAAACAAAAU
Messenger RNA from Protobothrops mucrosquamatus (brown spotted pit viper), 2436 nucleotides. It is a transcript of the gene TMEM139, whose product is annotated as transmembrane protein 139. NCBI's taxonomy places the organism in Eukaryota, Metazoa, Chordata, Lepidosauria, Squamata, Viperidae. The coding region runs from base 347 to 1009 and encodes 220 amino acids. The record is from RefSeq and is a predicted model, not a curated record. The transcript is spliced from 3 exons.